GUAUUACUUUCCAUGCCUGCCCUCAAAGUUAGCCUUCAUUCAAAACCACGGUCUAAAGAUUGAGCAUUUGACAGCGCAAACGGAAGGUAGCAGCGUCGUUGCCUUGACCCCAGCUUUAACCUACUGCUGACAAGAGUAACCGAGAAGUCUGAUCUUGUCGGCCUCCAUAAUACUGAAAUCCACGCAUCUCAGGUCGCUAUCACACUAUCCCCAGGGUAUACAGAGCAUGACCGCUAGUAUGGAAGACAGCAGAACCGAGCCAUGGCUACCAUGGGCUGGUUUACUGCUGGAGGCUGGGACUCAGCGUCUCCUUCUCAGCUCGGUCUACGUCCUAAUCUUUGUAUACCAUACGCGCCGCAGUCUACCAGUCUACCGUGCCAGUUGGCAUCAGGAAAGGAUUUUUACCUUGACACUGCAUAUACUGUCUGGUGUCAUCGAGUUGGCCAGGUACUAUCUACGUGCGAUCGAGGGCACUGUCCUGCCGGACAUUAUGGACACAAUCUUGUGUUUGAUCCAUUCCUUGACAACUCUGAGACUUGCCAGGCCACUAUUGAGGGGCAAUGAAACGACACGGGCGGCUUACCAGGCGCCCGCCAUCAUACGACCGAUACUGGCUGUCAUGGCGAUCGUUCGCAAAGAUUCCAGUUUGCAUGGAGCUGUUGUCAAACUACUGCACGCUUUCCUCUAUACCCGGUUGCUCAUCUUCGCAUCUAAGCGAAUUAGAUUGACCAAGGUUCAAUCUCAAUCCACCAUAUACGCCCAAUCUGUUUUUCUAGGUGCUGUCUUGGCUAUAGAGUCAUCUGCUCUUCCUGGGGCAGUGGCAGUCUACAUUGGCGCGGUUGGUUUGGUAAUGGUCAUGAAUCGAUCCGUAUCCAAUCAUUUAUCUCGAUCACGAGAGGCAGUCAAAUCUUCCUCACGGCUUUAUCAACUUUUAGUAGAAUCCUGUUUAUGGAUUGGACUGACUGAGCUUAGUAGCAUUAAGGCUCAUGAACCUCUAGCGCUUGCGUCCUGUGCGAAUGAUGAGUAUACGGAUGACAAAACCGCUGGUGGAGACAAAAAAGACCCUCAAUCUCGUCGGUCAUUGAAGCAAGACUAGCUUUUCAUAUAUAGAAGGCUAUUUAUCAUACGGGCGGGAAGCUGUUCGUAUCUGCGACAAGCUCUCCAUUUGGAAAGGACAGGUAACAGAAUUGUGUGCCAAGUUCAAGAAACAGCAUAUAUUGCAAUACUUGAAUUUAUAAUAACUAGUCAUAAACUAGCCAAAAGCUUAAAACGAGACCGCAGACAGCGGUAAUAACCCGAAUUCAUUACAUGGCUAUUUUGAUGUUGACGAAUGCAGUCUCGAUUGGUGUUUGAUCAAAAUCGACAAAGCAGAUCAGCCUACAAGAUGGCAGCUAGGCAUGCUU
Molecule: messenger RNA, 1403 nt
Organism: Fusarium odoratissimum NRRL 54006
Lineage: Eukaryota; Fungi; Ascomycota; Sordariomycetes; Hypocreales; Nectriaceae
Exons: 2
Coding region: 227-1096 (289 amino acids)
Source: RefSeq, a predicted model, not a curated record